Gigantopelta aegis is the source of this 981-nucleotide messenger RNA. Its product is annotated as fibrinogen-like protein 1. The record is from RefSeq and is a predicted model, not a curated record. The transcript has 6 exons. The coding region runs from base 1 to 981 and encodes 326 amino acids. Lineage: Eukaryota; Metazoa; Mollusca; Gastropoda; Neomphalida; Peltospiridae.
AUGGGAUUCAGGUCGGGUGACCUUGAAUGCCAAUCCAUGGCAUUGGUGCCCGCGUUCCUCAGUCACGUGGCCAGUGACACGUGCAAAACCACUGUUGCCUCAAUUGUGCUCUGCACGUGCUAUGGAUCGGGUCACGUCCUCCUUGCCCAGUACACCUACUCGAUCACUCCGACUAACAGCAAACUGCGGUGCGCCUUCAAAUGCUCUCAAGAUGAAAACUGUCUGUCGUUCCAUUUUGUGAAAUCUUCUCUCAGCUGCCACCUCAACAUGCAGUCAUCCACAGAGAACUGUGUUACCAUGACAACCAACACAGACGCUAUUCACUUUGACAAGGUUAAACCUUCGAUUGUCUGUUUACACGGUGGACUGGACAUUAACGGAACCUGCAGGUGCGUGGACGGUUUUGUCGGGCCCACGUGUGGACGUCUCAUGACUGACUGUUCUGAAGGGUACACCUAUGGUUAUGUUGAUGACGGUGUUUACAAUAUUCAGCCUCCAUAUACCACUACGUCAUUUCCCGUAAGUUGUACUAUGGACUAUGGCGGCAGGACUAUUUUACAAUAUCGAUUCGACACGCAGCUUAAUUUCUACCGCAACUGGACCGAUUAUCGUGAUGGGUUUGGAUCGCUGGAUUCAGAUUUCUGGCUAGGUCUGGAGAAAAUCUAUCAGAUUGUGAGACAUCGUACUUUUGAAAUUAGUGGGUCCAGCAGUUCAAACGCUCUCGGCGAUUCGCUGUCCACACUCAAAGGAUCAAAGUUCAGCACCUGGGACGUCGACAACGACAACUGGUCGAACAGAAGCUGCGCACAACUGUACGAAAGUGGGUUUUGGUUCAAUAACUGCGCAGGUUGCAACCCUAACGGUCGACUGUUGCGACCUGCGGACGGGAAGAGGAAGAACGACGAGUCAGAUGUGUUCUGGACGUAUGACAUCGACGACAACGCCCCCUACAACAUCUACAUCUGGCUUCUGGCGGUGUGA